ACAGCUGAUUCGGAAUAGAGGAAGGGAUAGAAUAAAGAAGAGCCUCUGACAAAAGAGAGAUUGAUAGAAGGUUCCAUCUACUAAUCUUCCCGUAUUAGUGUUUGCUAAACACGAAUUGUCGCAAGAUUAUUAUCUUGCAAUCGAUAUUAAUCUGCUGGAUCCAAAAAUAAAAACGUAUCACGUUUGGUGACGUUACAUAUAGAUGUUGCUUUGCUAUUCGCACGCGCAUUUCAGUAUUUAUUCUCCGCUAAGAACUACGUAAAUGUCAAAAGAGUAGUGGUCGAGAAUUUAUUUGUCUCCUUGAUAUAUAUAUAUCAUUCGCAAAAUUGAACGGAGUCUGGUUGGAUCAUAUCACGCAAAAUGAACUAUUGGAUAAUAAUCGUUGCAAUAGCGUGUAUUUUGGCACGUCUUCUAUAAAAUAUAUUUUGCGCCGUGACUCAACGAAUAUGAAUUUUCAUAUUUUAUUGCGUUAAUUUGCGACAGUAUUUGAUAGACUUGUCACAAUUCUAUGAGACCUACGAGACACAAACAAUGGAUGAUGUAAAUAUCAAUGAAAUAUGUCUUCAUGAAGAAGAGGUGAUUGCAAAUGGGAACGAAUGGAUUAAAUUUAGUUGGAUUAAACAGAGUGAUGACAAUGAAACUUCACGUCAAUCAUUGGAUGUACAGAAGGGGGAUUCAAAUAUUGAGACUGCAGAAAUAAACGAUGAUGAUAACAAAGUCUUGUGCAUAAAUACAGAAGCAGAGGAUAUAUCCGAUGGUAUAUCUGUCAUAACGGAGAGCGAUACAGAUACUAUUAAUACAAAUAUCCUCCAAAUCUGUCAAUUUAAUGGUAACACAUAUAGGCUUCUCCGGAUAUUGGAAACACAAAUAAAUAAACAGGCAAAUAUAAGAGAUGUUUUUAUGGCUUGUGUAAUUGGUAUCAUUAUUGGUUUUGUUCUUAGCCAUUCUUUCAUAGAUUCCAAAGCCUGUCCAAACUUAAAUGGGAUUAAUAAUGAAAGUCUUAAGACUGUAGGUCACAAUAUUGUUAAUACUCUCAAAGGACUGACGGAAGAUUUCUUGUUUCCAGUGAAAACUAUGCUAAAUGAAAUUAAAGCUCGUACUGCAGUUGAUAAAAAAAUUAUGGAGCACUUUAUAGGGCAGUUUUCUAAGAUAGAUGCUGCGAAUAAAAUGAGUAACAAGCCAAUUAUUACAUCAGAAUCUUUCAAUUUUGAUCCAUAUUCAUUGGAUCAAGUAUCUCAACUUCAAGUGUCUCUACAUGUAUUAUCAUCAUUGGCAUCUCUUUAUGAUAACAACAGUUCGUUGAAAAAUGAAAUAAGUGAGACAUUGGAUAUUGUGAAUAGUACAAAAGCAUUUUAUGAAAACUUGAUAUUAUUUAAUAACAAUACACAAAAUGAAUACAAUUCUCUUGCCUUGAAAAUUUUGCAACAUAACGGUGACAAAAUACAUAUUACUUCUAAGUUACUUCUCUCAAACUUGAUAGAAAAAAUGAGCAAGAUAACAUUAAAUGUGUACAAUACAUAUACUAAAGAAAGACACAAAUUAAUUAAAAAAUUGUGUGAUUUGAAAAGUGUACUGCUUGAUGAUGAAUUCUUGAAACAAUUAACACAAAAUAAUCAGUUUUUCAAAAAUUAUAAUAAAUCUUGUUUUUCAAACUAUUCAUCAAAAAAGUUGAAUACAAAAACAUUUGGAAAAAAAAAUACAAAAAUAGGAUAUAUAAAGAAGCAAAUCAGGAAAGCUGAUAAUACAGUAGUUCAAGCAAAAUAUGAUAAAGAAAGUAGCCAGAAAAUUUAUGAUGGUGAUAGAAAGGGCUCUUUAAAAAAUGAAAAAACUAAGAGAUUGAAUGAACACAAUUAUACUAUUACAAAGUUUUUCCAAAAUGCCAGUGAUAAAAUACAUAAUACUUCUCAGCUACUUUCCUCAGAAUCUAUAGAAAAAAAAAGCGAGAUGUUAAAUAAGCAUAUAUGUACUAAAUAUGAGGCGAGACUCAGAUGGAUAAAAAAUAAGCGUCAUAAGGAUAGUAGUGAAUUUUUAGAACAAUCAAUAGAAGAUAGUGAAGAAAAUAAUAGAAAAUCAGUUAAUUGGUAUGGUACAAGAGAGAAUGAUUAUUUACAAUCAAUUAAAAUACAAAAAGACGACGAGAUAUCAAAGAAUAAUUUUGAUAAUAUUUUAAUACAACUGUGGAAAGACAUGUGCCCACUUUCAACCAAUUCUUGUCCAAGAUUUAAUAUCGAUGUACCCACAUUGCCUACCACAUCAAGCUGUAAAACAGAGAAUUGUAUUGUUAAUUCUAACAACAAACAUGAUGUAAAUAGCAAAAAAUCUGUAUCGGAUUAUGAAAGUUCUAUAAAAAUUCUGUAUGGAAAGAGUAGACCAAAACAAAAAGACUACACUAAAUGGAGUAGUUCCACCAAAAAGGUCUUUAAUAAUGAUGAUAAUAAAAAUAUCAAAGAGAAAAAAAAGAUAUUCCCUCAAAAUGAAAUUAAGAAUCGUAUAUCUGAGACUGAUAAUUACCAUAAAUCUAAACAGUCUUCAUUUAAUACUCGUGUAACAAAACAAGAUAAACAGGAUUAUAUAAAUACGAACUGGCAGAGUGAUAAUAAAAGAUUUUAUAUGCAUAAGAAGCAACGGCAGCGUAGCGCUUCAGAUUGGUACUUUCAACGAGCAUAUCAUCGUAGAAUAGCGCGGAAACAUGCGGAACGCAUAUAUCAUCAAUGGAAAGAAUCCAAAGAAUUUUGGAAGAUGGAUUUGAUGUAUUCUGGAUAAAAAACUAGUAUGUUAUGCUUCACUAAAGAAAGACAAAAUUUUAAAGAAAUACUGAAAAUAUAAUAAGAUGCACUUGAUGUAUAUUGUGAUAUAUAUAUAUAUAUAUAAAAUGGUUAUAUAAUAUCAGUAUAUUAAUUACGUAUCGCAGUAUUAAAAUCUUUAUUACAAUGUAAUAUGACAUUUUGCAUCUAAAUAGUUAUAAUUUUGUAUCUCGUUAGCGUUCGAAUCUCAUUUAGUCGUAAGAUAUUAGAAAAUAACAUAGAUAAAAUUUCUAUUAAUCCAAUUUCGCGAUGUGACAUAAUUUGUGCUCAUCAAGAAUAUUUAAUCAUGAUAAUGAUGCUGUGUGUGAUUCGUAAGUUAAGUAGUCACCGAAAAGAAAACGGUGCUCUCUCAAAGCGAUAUUUCUUUGCGAUAAAGAAAUUAAUUUUAUUUAAACUAAAGCCGCGCCUAGACAGCCGGUUGCCCAUGUGUAAAAAAACAAAUUUUGCAGCUUUAAGAGCAUAAGAUAUGUAUAGAUAAAUAAAAAAAGAUGAAUAGAAUAUACAUUUUCAUAA
This is a messenger RNA of Formica exsecta, 3317 nucleotides long. RefSeq names its product origin recognition complex subunit 1-like. The transcript has 8 exons. The record is from RefSeq and is a predicted model, not a curated record. The coding region runs from base 532 to 2763 and encodes 743 amino acids. NCBI's taxonomy places the organism in Eukaryota, Metazoa, Arthropoda, Insecta, Hymenoptera, Formicidae.